AUGGCCAGCAGCCUGCUACAUGAGGAGCUCAUGUACCUCUGGUCACAGCUGCGGCUUGAAAUUCUCAAGGGACUGGGGAAUGCGAGCUCUGCAAAUCCCAAUGCGGCCCGUCUGCUCGAGGUGGUGCGGGCAGGCAGCACCAGCCUCGGCCUCGUGGCAGGCGUGGAGCCCUGCCUCUGGCGCAGUGGCAUGCAUCCCCUGCUGCCUCGGGAUGCCCAGCUUGCUGCUGACCAAGCCGAACUUCUGACCCUCUGUGAACUGGCCAGUCGCCCUCAUCUCCCCUCCCCCCUCCCCGUGCAACCUCCCAUGCUCCAGGAGUUCCUUGCCAACAUGGACGCGCUACACGCCUUUGGGAGUGGCGGGGUCCUGCGCCUGCUGCUCACACAGGGUGGAUCAUCUGCGGACCGGGACGUCGUGGUCAUCCUGCGGAGGCUGAGCGGUAGCCUGCUGCGCAGCGGCCGCCACAGCCCAGCCGCGUGCGCGCCUCUCACCCAGCUGGCCAUGCUCCUGGAGGACGGCGCGUCCACUGCGUGGACCCUAGACGUGCAGCGUUGGCAGGCCACCCUGAUCCGGAGCCUCGCGGCAGAGGCAUGGCAGCGCUGGCUGCGCGGCCUGUGCGCAGAGCCGGCAACCUCCCUGCCUGGCAGGCUCCAUGCCUCGGAGCUGACGCGCCUGGUGGGCAAGAUUGCAGCGGGCACCUCCGUGGCGAUCGGGGCCGUGGACGCGCGCAAGGCGCAGCUCUCUGGCGCCGCGCAGGCCCUGCUGCGGCACAGGGUGCCCAAUUCGCGGGCUAUGGCCGUGUCUGAGCGAGCAGCACUCCGGGCUGUCUGUGCUGCGACCCUUACGGCACACAGCGACACCAUCCCUGAGGAUCUGAGGGAAGCCUUUGGCGCUGCCAUUCAUGACCUCCUCAGCCACGAUCAACCUGCUGCGGGCGAUGUCGUCUCCCUUCUUGCCCACGCGGUGAAUGGCAGCAGCCACAGCGGCCUCAGGCAACUGUGGCUCGUUUGCUUCAUGCCCAUUGUCCAGCUGCUUGCCCAUGGCGAGGAGUUUGCUGACAUGCUGGCCUUUGGAAAAGCCUGGGCUCUCCUGGGCCUGGGCCGCCUCCAUCUCUGCAUCCCUCCUGCGGCAUGUGACCCCGCAGCUGAGGUAUCUCUGAAGAGGCAGCAUAUUUUGGCCAUCCUGCAAGAGCGUGUGGGGCCAGAACAGACGGCCAGGAUCCUGUUUGAGCAAUUACCAGGUGUGUAA
Messenger RNA from Auxenochlorella protothecoides, 1248 nucleotides. RefSeq lists its product as hypothetical. The coding region runs from base 1 to 1248 and encodes 415 amino acids. The transcript is spliced from 3 exons. The record is from RefSeq and is a predicted model, not a curated record. NCBI's taxonomy places the organism in Eukaryota, Viridiplantae, Chlorophyta, Trebouxiophyceae, Chlorellales, Chlorellaceae.